This is a messenger RNA of Hippocampus zosterae (dwarf seahorse), 2138 nucleotides long. RefSeq names its product AT-rich interaction domain 6 (gene arid6). NCBI's taxonomy places the organism in Eukaryota, Metazoa, Chordata, Actinopteri, Syngnathiformes, Syngnathidae. Gene Ontology annotation, cellular component: nucleus. The record is from RefSeq and is a predicted model, not a curated record. Gene Ontology annotation, molecular function: transcription cis-regulatory region binding. The transcript is spliced from 6 exons. Gene Ontology annotation, biological process: regulation of transcription by RNA polymerase II. The coding region runs from base 202 to 1989 and encodes 595 amino acids.
UUGUUCGAGAGCUGGUCAGACCAGUUGGACCGUCCAAAUCUCAUCAGUGAGACGUUGAAAUAGGCAGCCUCUGUCGCGCUGUCAAAUAUUUGCAAACAGCUGCCGGGACGUACGCAUUUGUGUGAACUUGUGGGUGUUAGUGUGCUACAGUGGUUUUGGAUGGUGCCCGGCGCCAAUUGAUCAGCGCUGUCAUUUGCACUCAUGAUGGAAGUGGCACACGCGGUGAAGGCUCACCUUGGUGUCCCAGGGGUCCAAGAGGAGCAUCGUAGGGAGUUGAUGGGCAUGAGUGAGGAGGCUUUCCUGACGAAUCUCUACCUUUUCAUGAAGAAGCGAGAUACCCCUAUCGAGAGGAUCCCUCAUCUGGGUUUCAAACAAAUUGAUCUGUUUGUGAUGUUUAAGACAGUCAGAGACUUGGGGGGUUACCACCAGGUGACAGCUCAGCAGCUCUGGAAGCAGGUCUACAACUCGCUGGGGGGGAACCCUCGCAGCACGAGCGCAGCCACUUGUACCCGCCGCCAUUACGAGAAGUUGCUGCUGCCGUACGAGUGCCACCUGAAGGGAAUGCCAAUAAACGUGGUGUUGCCGAAUGUGGUCGAGCACUACCGCUGUCACGGCUACGGCGUGGAGGACAUGGACGGUCCACGAUCAGUCAAACACAAGAUGAUGUCACUGCCGCUGCACCACCAGAAUCAUCCCAACCUCCAACCAGGCCCCCUUCGCACCGUCUUUCCUCUCCAAAUGCAACCCCCUCACUACUACCACUCAGGCCACGCCAUUCUGCCCCCUUAUGGACCCAUGUCGGCUUCCAUGAUGACUUCACACAGCCCGCAGACAGCUCCCCCACCCAAAUUCACCUUACCCCCAUGUGGUCCGGGCCUGACAGAACGAGUGAGGCCUCUGGACCACUUGCGCUUCCUAGCCGAGCAGUACAAGUCGUCUUCCGGACUGAGUGAACCUCUCAACCUGAGCAUUAAAGCCGAGAGUCAGAGAGUGGAGAGGAAUCCAAAAUCGUCAUUCUCCCCACCCUUGGCCAGCAAGAACCCAAAGUUUCUGAACACACCGUCUUCGCUGUACACGCGGCUGUACUCACAGGUAGUGAGGAAGGAUGCCACCAAGAAGCCGGUCGAGGCGGCCACAGUGGGAGCGAUGCCCUACAUCGCCAGGGCCAGAGAGGACUCAGUGGUCGACCUUACCUCCAGCAGUACUCCAGAGUUUGACGCCGCCUUUACAAUGAGGACCGACAGUCGGAUCUGCGUAGCAAAGCGGAACCUGACAGAAUUGCAAGAGGAGGGUCCAGCGGCAAAGAGGCGCAACAUCAGCCACGUCCAGACUUGCCCGCCUCCCGAAAACGACAACAAAAUGGAGAUCGAGAUACCCCUGUCGGUGUUCCACAACUGGCUGCGGAUGUACGGCCCCCCGGGUGCGACCUAUGAUGCCAAGCAACUACCUCGCCUCUUGCAGGAGGCGGUCCAAAGGAGCAAAGACAUGCCCUCGGGACUGUUACCGUUUAACCCCAUCUCCCAUCAACGGAGCAUCAGCAUCGAAGACCUCAGGGUGCCUGGCGGAAAAACGCCAAGCCCAAGCGCAACCAUCCAAACGUCCAGUAUGCACCACAUCCCCAUCCAGAAUCAUUUCACCGGCUACGCGGGACCUUCUUCUUCCAACAACACUCAGAAACCCAGCACCGGUCAGGACGCUACUCAGUUUUGCCAGACAGAAAGGACGUCAUCAAGUGGCCCCAAACCUCUGUCUUACUGGGAGGCCUCCUCGAAAGACAGGCAACAGAAGGACAGGCAACAGAGCCCCGGUCCAGUUCCGCAUGAUCUCACGGUGACAACGAGCCACCAGAGAGACACCGAGCCGAGUUGGAAGGCUCCGGAGAUAGACUCGUCUUUGCUGCUGAUGAAUUCCAGCUCGGCCGCUUCUAUGCUGCAGCUCACCAGCGAGGAGGUGAUGAAGCUCAAGAAAAUCAUCUCCAACUCCACGUGACACUUACAUGAAUGUAAAGACUGUGUAAAUAUAGCACUGACAACACCCCUUUAUCACGGGGGAUAGAAGACACCAUGAAAGAAAAAAAAAUGUUGUAUUUUUUUAACCCUGCGAGACACAUAGAAACGAAUUAAACACACUUUCAAGUA